AUGAAGGUUGAAAUUGAUUCCUUUUCCGGUGCCAAGAUCUACCCAGGUAGAGGUACUUUGUUUGUCCGUGGUGACUCCAAGAUCUUCAGAUUCCAAAACUCUAAGUCCUCUUCUUUGUUCAAGCAAAGAAAGAACCCAAGAAGAGUCCACUGGACCGUUUUGUUCAGAAGACACCACAAGAAGGGUAUCACCGAGGAAGUCGCCAAGAAGAGAUCCAGAAAGUCUGUCAAGGCUCAAAGACCAAUCGUUGGUGCUUCUUUGGAAUUGAUCAAAGAGAGAAGAUCUGUUAGACCAGAUGUUAGAAAGGCUCAAAGAGAAGAAAAAUUGAAGGCUGACAAGGAAAAGAAGAAGGAAGCUAAGGCUGCUAGAAAGGCUGAGAAGGCUAAGCUAGCUGCUUCUGGUGGUUCCAAGAUCUCUAAGCAACAAGCUAAGGGUGCUUUCCAAAAGGUUGCUGCCACUUCUCGUUAA
Molecule: messenger RNA, 468 nt
Organism: Torulaspora delbrueckii
Lineage: Eukaryota; Fungi; Ascomycota; Saccharomycetes; Saccharomycetales; Saccharomycetaceae
Product: 60S ribosomal protein eL24
Exons: 1
Coding region: 1-468 (155 amino acids)
Biological process (GO): cytoplasmic translation
Cellular component (GO): cytosolic large ribosomal subunit
Molecular function (GO): mRNA binding; structural constituent of ribosome
Source: RefSeq, a predicted model, not a curated record